UUUCUUGAUCGUUGUUAUCUGUUUUUGUUUUGUUUGUAUCAGUUAGUUUCUUGGGAAAAGGAGGAUGCUUGUAGGAGUUUUUGGGUGUUUUGUUUCUGAAUUUUUGGUGUGUGGUUGAUUUGGGGGUUUUGGUGAUGUGGGUCCGUUUUUGUUCUGCUUGAUUGUUCUUGAAUUGUGAUUCUGUUGUUGGGUUUCUUUAAUUAAGUUCGUUAAAGAUAUGCGGUUGGCUCUUUGCAAUUUGCUAUGGGCUAAAAUUUAGAUUUCAGUUCAUUUGAUAGAAGAAUAUCUGUCCAAGUACUUGGGCUUUUCGGUGGAUGCUGCCGCUAUAACUGUUCUGUAUUUGUUGGUGAAGAUUUAGAGAAGCAUGAUAAAGAUUUUUAAAUGCUAGAAAAUUGGAUGUUUGUCUUUGAAGUGUAAGAGGAAAGGGAAGAGAGGAGACGUCUUAACGGUGCUUUAAUCAUAGCCAUUUACACUAGAAAAAGAGGGCAUUUGGUUGCAUUCAUUUUGAUUUAGGAAAAAAUUAUUUCUUGGGAUGCAGAUGUGUUGUGAAUUUAGCAUGUUCUGCUGUCAUGUCUGAAUCGAUAUCUACGGAUCUAUCUAGACUGCGAGUAAGCAGCGCUUGUUUUGUUUGAACGUCAUUAUCUGCAUAGAUGUGAUCUAACAUGUGAAGUGUUAUUUUUAGUCGAAUGGAAAUUUUAGAAGUUCAUUGACUGUUAAUCUCUCAGAUGAUUCAUGAUUUUUCUCUAGUAAGAUGGUUGGAGUCGUUUCAAAUAUGCUACAGCAAAAUUUGGUCUCCUUGGUAGUGCAUUCUUGUGCAGUAGAAUAUAGAAAUUUCUUUUGAAGAAUCAGAAUGAGUUUUUUAAUUGAAACUUCAACUUUGUGUCAAGCAUGCUGCUAAAAGAACUUACAUCUGUGAUAUAGAUGCUCAUCAUUCAUACCGUCAAUAUAUUAUAAUCUUUAUCAAAGUUGCAUGUAAGGCUUGUCAUCUGUGAACUGUGAUGGUAUAGUUUUAAUGUUCUGCCAUCUACAUCAGUUUUGACAUUUUAGUGUCUCUAAACCAUGCACUUGAUUCAUCUGAACACUAUUUCUUUAGUUCCUGUUAGUUUUAAACGGUAUCGUAAAUGGAAUUUUGUGCUGCAAUCGAGCAUUAUGGUGACUGUAUUUGAUGAAAGUGAACUGUCAUGCUCAAUAAGCUCUGUUGUUCGUAUACCACUUUUAUCAUGAAUCUUUGAUUGUACACUUUAUUACAUUGUCACGAUGGACUUCUUGAAGUGCAUUUUUAUUAGGUUCACCUUUCUAGUUGCUAUAUUUCUCAUGGAAUAAUGGUCGUCUUGAAAGAUAGAUUCUUCGAAAGUUGCUCUCUGCUACUUGAUCUCUUCCUGCAUAUGAUGUACUGGUCCACUUCUUUUUGUUUUUGUUAGCACUUUGUGCGAGCAAAAAAAAUUGAAAAAUUAUUUCCAAUCAUUUCCCCAGGAAAUUGGGGAACAUUUCUGGUCUGGGUGAUGUACUCUUAUGUCACUCUCAUGUUGUAGUAGGUUUGAAGUUGACAUCCAGACUAGCUGAUUUCAUACCGUGGUCUUAGAUGGACGACAGUGGGCAUCGUGAAAAUGGAAGGCAUAAACAACCUCACAGUCAGUGGUUGAUGCAGCAUCAGCCAUCAAUGAAACAGAUAAUGGCCAUUAUGGCUGAAAGAGAUGCUGCAAUCCAGGAACGGAAUUUGGCCAUUUCUGAAAAAAAGGCCGCUUUAGCUGAGAGGGAUAUGGCUAUUUUACAGAGAGAUUCAGCAAUAGCCGAACGAAAUAAUGCCAUAAUGGAAAGAGACAACGCUAUUGCCACUCUCCAGUUCCGUGAAAAUGCCAUGAAUAACAGCAACACGUCUCCCUGCCCACCUGGAUGCCAAAUCCCACAUGGAGUAAAACACAUUCACCAUCCUCAGCAACAUGCGCACCAUCAUCAGUCCCAUAUGGUUGAAGCUCAGUACAACACCAGGGACAUGCACAUGGCUGACACUGUUCCAACGUCACCUGUUGCUCCCGAGCCUGCAAAGGCCCGUCGUGCAAAACGAACAAAGGAGGCAAAGCCUGCAACAGCUCCCACGAGGAAACCUUCAAAAUCUUUGAAAAAGGUUAAACGGGAAGGCGAGGACCUUAACAAGACAAUGUUCGAGAAGCCACAUGAGUGGACAAAUGGGCCGGAUAUGAGUAGAACGAAGCAAGAUUGGAAGGAUCAAGACCUGGGAUUGAACCAGGUUGCAUUUGACGAGACGACCAUGCCUGUGCCUGUAUGUUCUUGCACAGGGGUUCUAAGACCGUGCUACAAGUGGGGUAAUGGUGGCUGGCAAUCUUCAUGUUGCACAACCAACUUGUCGAUGUAUCCUCUCCCAGCCGUACCUAACAAACGACACGCUCGAGUUGGUGGGCGGAAAAUGAGUGGAAGUGCAUUUAACAAACUGAUCAGCCGGCUUGCUGCCGAAGGUCAUGAUCUAUCAAAUCCUGUUGAUCUUAAAGACCACUGGGCAAAGCAUGGGACAAACCGCUACAUCACCAUCAAAUAAGUACCUUUGACAAGAGAAAUAUCGCAUGCACGAAAAACAACAUUUAGUGCGAAUGUGCUGUUGUUGAUGUCCUGAGUUGGGAGGCUGAACUGCUCGCCAAGAUAACGGACGAUGGUAAAAUAAAUCUUAAUUUUUCAGUUAGUCAUCUUGCAAAAGUGAUGUUCUCGCCCCUUCAUAUCUUGUACUCGUCUUUAAGCAUUGUCUAGAAUGGAUGAACUUUGAUUCAAGGGAGGAAGAAGAGGUAAUAUCAUGCAAUUUGUUUGGAAGAGAAGAGGUCACACUUGUAUCUUCUUUGCAUGCAACUGCAAAUAGCUGUAAUCCAGGUUGUGUUGUAUGUUCGAAUUCUUAUCAUGUUUGUAUCAUCGGUAGCCGUAAAUUGUGAAUAAAGGGUCUCUUUUGACAAUUUCA
Molecule: messenger RNA, 2962 nt
Organism: Sesamum indicum (sesame)
Lineage: Eukaryota; Viridiplantae; Streptophyta; Magnoliopsida; Lamiales; Pedaliaceae
Gene: BPC6
Product: basic pentacysteine 6
Biological process (GO): response to ethylene
Cellular component (GO): nucleus
Molecular function (GO): sequence-specific DNA binding; DNA-binding transcription factor activity
Source: RefSeq, a predicted model, not a curated record